Rubroshorea leprosula is the source of this 1128-nucleotide messenger RNA. The record is from the annotation of a GenBank genome assembly. Lineage: Eukaryota; Viridiplantae; Streptophyta; Magnoliopsida; Malvales; Dipterocarpaceae.
AAAAAAAUCGUGAAGGUAGAAAUUCUCAAAAAAAGAAAAGGAAAGGGAAAAAGUCUCCACAAGAGAGUGUAAAAAACCUCUCAUGAGAAGAAAAGAACUCUUACCUUUAGUUAUCCACCUUAACCAUCAGGGAGUAGAGAGGCAACCGAAGUCAGGAGAAAGUGAAGAGGGAAAGGUUGCCCUCAUCACUGGAGGUGCCAGCGGUAUUGGCGCAUGCACUGCCAGAGUCUUUGCCCACCAUGGCGCCAAAGUCGUUGUAGCUGACAUCCAAAAACAAUUAGGCCACUCUGUCUGUGAGUCAAUUGGCCCAUCAAACUCCAUCUUCGUCCACUGCGACGUCACCAAUGAAUACCAAAUCCAACACGCUGUGGACAAUGCUGUCGCCACCUAUGGCAAACUAGACAUCAUGUUCAACAACGCUGCCAUUUCGGACGAGUUGAAGCCACGCAUAAUCGAUAAUGAAAAAUCCGAUUUCGAGCGCGUUCUUAGCGUGAACGCGACUCGAGUCUUCCUCGGCAUCAAGCACGCAGCUCGAAUCAUGGUGCCUGCUCAAAGCGGCUGCAUAAUCUCCACUGCCAGCAUAGCUUCAACUAUAGGUAAAACAAGCACCCAUGCUUAUACUGCUUCAAAGCAUGCUGUUGUGGGACUCACAAAAAAUGCUGCAGUUGAGCUCGGACAAUUUGGAAUUAGAAUUAACUGCAUAUCUCCCUAUGGGGUCGCGACGCCUUUGACUACCACUGUUCUUGGAAUUAAGCACGAGGAGCUCGAGAAGAUGAUGUAUUCGAUUGCCAAUCUUAAGGACACCAAAGAAUUGGCACUCAUCUUGAACUAAAAUUGAGGAGAAAUCACUUGGAGCAAACCUGCAAAAGCAAGUUAGUCUGAGGUUGUAACUGGCGCCUGAUGCCCUAUAACUGUAAGUUUCCUCGCUUGGUUUAUUAGGCUUUAUAUAACAAAGAUUUCAUGAAAGAUUCAUUUUCCAUUCACCAAAGCAAAAUUAGAUCCAGUCAUAACAAAAAUUUGAAGAGCAUGACUAUGAACAGGCAGAAAUGGAAAACACGUGAACAACGGUCCUGUUGCGGUGUUGUUUUUUACUUGCUUUGGGCAGCAAAAUGAAGAAAUUUUAUGAAU